Molecule: messenger RNA, 3616 nt
Organism: Oncorhynchus mykiss (rainbow trout)
Lineage: Eukaryota; Metazoa; Chordata; Actinopteri; Salmoniformes; Salmonidae
Source: RefSeq, a predicted model, not a curated record
ACCUCCCCUGGAGUUUAUAACGGCAGGAGGGAGAACCCAAUCAUUCUAGAGUGUUCUUUCCUGCCUCACAGCUCCAGACCCCCUCCUCACUUUAACACCUAGACAGACCUACUACACCUGUUGCUGUUCUGUUCUUCUCUUCCUCUGUGACAGAGGUCUCUGUCUGUCACCACUCUGUUGGUCUUUAAAUCCUCCUUCAUUCAUCCAUUUGUCUAUCCAUCCGUCCAUCCAGAAAGAGAGAGAGAGUGACUGGGAGAGACUUCCCAGGUUUAUGUGAAUACCCUGAACAGACUGAACUGACAGACAGACUGACAGACCUGCAACACUAUUUGGGACGUUAUCUGUUAUUCAUUUAGUUGAACAAUCAUUUGCUUCAGUGAGAAGAGGAAGGAGAACAAGGUUAAAAUGUCUCUGAACGUUCCGGGUCUGAUCGUCAUGGCGAUCUUCUACUUGCUGAUCCUAGGCACGGGGAUCUGGGCCUCGAUGCGCUCCAAGAAGGUGGAGAGGAAGUGUACAGGGUCGGACGGGAUGGAGAUCACGCUGCUCGCUGGACGCAACAUCAACCUGUUGGUGGGGAUCUUCACUCUGACUGCUACGUGGGUUGGAGGAGGGUUUAUCCUGGGUAUAGCGGAGGCUGUCUACAACCCUACCCUGGGUCUGGUCUGGGCUCUGAUGCCAGUCCCCUACGUACUCACCUUCUUCCUGGGUGGUUUUUUCUUUGCCAAGCCAAUGAGGGAAAACAAGUACGUGACAAUGAUGGAUCCGUUCCAGAUAAAGUAUGGCAACGUCCUGAGCAGCCUGCUCAUCUUCCCAGCGCUCAUUGCAGACGUCCUGUGGGUCGCUAGGACGCUGGUCAGCCUAGGUGGCACUAUGAGUGUGAUUCUGGACCUGCCCUAUGUCUACUCCAUCUGUAUCAGCUCUGUGGUGGCCAUCAUCUACACUCUACUGGGAGGACUCUACUCUGUAGCCUACACCGAUGUCAUCCAGCUCAUCCUCAUCUUCCUCAGUCUGUGGAUCUGUGUACCAUUUAUGAUGACCAACCCAAACUCCAUGGACAUCACUCUGACCGCAUUCAACGAGACGUUCCAGGCCCCCUGGGUCGGCAAGCUGGAGCUUAGAGACGCGGGGAAGUGGAUUGACGACUUCAUGGUCCUGGCUCUGGGAGGCCUGGCCUAUCAGGCCUUCUACCAGAGGAUCCUAUCAGCGUCGUCCUACACCCAGGCUCAGGUCACCUGCUUCGCCUCCUCAGCUUUCUGCCUGGUGCUGGGCAUCCCGUCUGUCUUGGUGGGGGCUGUCGCUGCAUCCACAGACUGGAACCUGACUAGCUAUGGUUCUCCGACCCCAUACGAGCGUGGCCAGGCCGGGUCCAUCCUCCCCAUCGCCCUGCAGUACCUCACCCCCUCCUACGUCUCCGUCAUCGGCAUCGGGGCCGUUGCUGCCGCCGUGAUGUCAUCCAUGGACUCCGCCCUCCUCAGCUCCGCCUCCAUGUUCUCCUCCAACAUCUACAAGAACAUCAUCAGGAAUCAGGCCUCAGACAGGGAGAUGCAGUGGGUGAUCCGUACCUCGGUGGUGGUGUGUGGCCUGGCGGGGACGGCCCUGACCUUCCUGGAUAACAGUGUCCUGGUUUUCUGGCUGGUGGGCGUCGACAUGUCAUACACAAUCAUGUUCCCACAGCUUGUCUGUGUCCUCUUCUUCAAGGUGUCCAACGGCUACGGUGCCAGUGUGGGGUAUCUCCUAGCGUUGGUCCUCCGUAUCCUGAGUGGGGAACCCCUCAUCAACCUUCCCCCUGUCAUCCACUUCCCUGGGUUCAGGAAGGACGCGGAGGGCGUGAUGACCCAGUUCUUCCCGUUCCGUACCACCAUCAUGCUGACGUCUCUCUGCUCCAUCCUCGUCGCCUCCGGCGUCACCUCCGUCAUCUUCAACAAGGGCCUGCUGUCGGAGAGGUGGGACGUGUUUCAGAUCAAGAGGUCGCAGGCCAAAGUGACAGCGCUGACCAGGCUUAAGAAAGAAGAGAGUAGAAAGGCCAAGGAGGCCAAGGAGGGGGUGGUGAACAAGCAGCUUCUGGACACCAGCUGCUGAACAGAGGGGGGCGAUGGAAACUGAGGACGGCCAUGGGUGGAUGAGUGGGUGAGCAUCACAGGAGGCUGCUGAGGACGGCCAUGGGUGGAUGAGUGGGUGAGCAUCACAGGAGGCUGCUGAGGGGCCAUGGGUGGAUGAGUGGGUGAGCAUCGCAGGAGGCUGCUGAGGGGCCAUGGGUGAAUGAGUGGGUGAGCAUCACAGGAGGCUGCUGAGGACGGCCAUGGGUGGAUGAGUGGGUGAGCAUCACAGGAGGCUGCUGAGGACGGCCAUGGGUGGAUGAGUGGGUGAGCAUCACAGGAGGCUGCUGAGGGGCCAUGUUGAGGCAAAGGGUUUUGUUUGGUCGGGCGGACAUUUUGUGUUUCUGCUGAGGACUCGAAGGAUUUUGGAGACGGGAGGAUGGUCGAAAAACAUGCAACAACAACAACAACAACAACAACAACAACAACAACAUCAGAAAGAACACCCAUUAUGACAUCAUAAAGCAUUGUGUUGCUGGUAAAAAAAAUGGCCAGACACUCGGCAGUUUCCAGUGACCCGGGCUAGUUACACAAAAGCAAUGUGGCGAAGACCAACGGCAGCUCUGGGAGAGACGUUCCAAUGAACAACUUUUCAUUUUCCACAAGGGGUGGAGUUUUAUUUUGUCUGACUUUCUUCAUUGCGACAAAUGAUCAAAACUGUGUUUUUUUUUUCAAAUCAACGAUGAUUGCCGAAUAACUUAUAAAAGGUACACACGGGGCACGUGAUGUCAUCACACAACUAUAAAGCAGUUCAUACCCUACGGUUCAUUCUAAAUGCCUACUGCUUGCUAAAUCUAUGUUUUUAAACGACAACGUUUUUUAUGUUUAUUUGCAGGGAAAGGGAUUGUCUUGACUUUCAAGAAUGCCUGAAUUGCCCUCGCUUUGCUUUUCUGAUUGGCUGAAUGCAAGUUUCACCAUCCAAUUAUUACAGAUCUACAGGAGUGGACGUUUCACCGUGGCAACAACUAGGCACAUGAGAAUGAUUAAAAUAUGGCAACUAUUAGUCCAUUCUCAAGCAAAUUGUGUUGUUGUAGGUGUGACCUCACUACGUCCAGUUGUUAUCAACACAAGACAUUUGAAUGGAAACACACCUUAACAGGCAUCUGUCUGUCUUCUAGUCCAACUUUCUAAAUCUCGACAAAAGUUCAUGGACAUUUGUUUUUUUUUUGUGUUUGUUUAUGUUUUGUGGGUCAGUUUUGACACUGUGAUUUGGGGGGUGAAGGGUAGAGACUGAGAAACAACUAUCCGAUUGAUCCUCCCUGAAUAUAACUUUUAUACUGUAACUCUGGCUCCCUAGUGGCUGUAUCACAUCCGGCCGUGAUUGGACGGCACACAGUUGUCCCAGCGUCGUCCGGGUUUGGCCGGGGUAGGCCGUCAUUGUAAAUAAGAAUUUGUUCUUAACUGACUUGCCUAGAUAUAUAAAGGUAAAAAAUAAAAUCUGGGGUGACCAGAAGCCCCAGUCUUAAAAGCAGCCAUUUUGUUUGUUUGUUUGUGUGUGUUGUGUGAUAAAUCUGGCAAUU